AUUAUCAGCUGCUAAUUACCUUCUCAAAGUGGUUUCCCUUGGUUACCAACAACCGCUUGGACGAAGUUUUUGCAAACUUUAUUCCCGAAGUUUAUAUUCAUCGUCGUUUCUGUGCUAUGAAUUAAUUUAUAGAGGUGUGUUCUGUAAACGUUAACGUAACGUCAUGCCAGCCGGACCUGGGCAGAUUAUAUGGGAUGUUGCUAUUGAACUGGCAGACCAGAAGACAGUUGGUCCCCAGGUGGAGAAAGAGUCAACCAUUCUCAUCACCGGAGCAAAAGAAUGUGGGAAGUCGUCCAUCUUGCCAAUGUAUCUAAAUCAAGAAGAGUUGCCGAAACCCACUGUGGCUCUUGACUAUGCAUUUGCCCAUGUUGGAGCAACAAAUAAAAUGGUGAAAGACAUUGGUCACUACUGGGAAUUAGGCGGUGGAAUCUGGUUGGUUCAACUGAUGGAGGUUGUUAUUAAACCAGAGACUAUACAAUUGGACAGUGACCGCGAUAUAGUGGAGCCUUUUCUGAUCCCUUUGGUAAUCAUUGGAGGCAAAUAUGACAUUUUCCAGAACUCUGACCCAGAGCACAGGAAAAUCAUUUGCAAAACUCUGAGGUUUUUGGCGCACUACCACGGUGCUACCCUGCAGUUCUUCAGUAUCAGAGAUAAAUCCCUUGGCAAACAAAUUGAAUACUUAAAAAAUCACCAUUUAUUUGGCAACCAUUACCCGAAGCUACAUGAGGUGGAUCAUAAUAAACCUUUAUCAGUUUAUGUGGGACAUGAUUCCUUACAGUCAAUUGGCCAUUUGAUACCCAGUGGACAAGAUUCCAGAGAAAUGCAAAACAAAAGCCUCGUUGAAAAUUUUGAAUUUGUCUUCACCAAAUAUUUCCCACAAGAGAAGUCUGCAGACCCCCAAACUGCUGCCGAUCCCUCACAAGAACCCCAGUUUAAGGAACACGAUAUUGACAUACUGAAGAGGCAAAAAGAUCAGGAAUUGGAGCAACGCCGUCAGAGGCCUUUUAACACCAGAGAACAAACUGCAGAGAAAACCUACCAAGAUGACUUUUAAGAUUUUUUUUCCCCCUAAAACACCAAAAUUUGUUGGUAUUUAAAAAAAAAAUUUUUUUUUUUUAUUGAGAGAACUUUCAUGGUGUUUCUCUUUUUUGUUGUUGUUGUUGUUGUUGUAGAAAUGUUUUUGUUUCUUAUUCAUUGUCAGAGUGGGUUGGAUAGAGCUGCAAUUUUUCAAACUUCUUUGCCAUUUCUCGGAAUGGAGCUCACUUUUUUACAAAAUUCUAGCCACCAGCAUGGCUGUGGGAUAAAGAAGCUUGAUUCCCAGCCACGUGCUUUUGAGUUCCAUCUCACUGCAUGGGACCUCGGACAAGUGUCUUCAAACGUAGCCCCAGAUCGACCAAAGCCUUGUAAAUGGAUUCAGUUGAUGGAAACUGUAAGAAGCUUAUGUAUAUAUAUUCUUUUACCCUUUUACUUGUUUCUGUCAUCAACAAGCCCCUAUCCCCAAAAUUUCAGACCUCAUGCCUAUAGAAAGGAUUAUCAUUUUAUGUUUAUUUUCUUCUUGACUCAGAAUGCAGAGACCCAUAUCAAAUACCACAAGGCAUCUGUUGGUUCGGCAUUCUUACAGUCCCUACCACUCUAUCACCUUUAACUGGCACCUUUUUUUUUUUAUUGACUCCUGAAAGGUAGAAAAACAGAGGUGAUCUCAGCAGGAUUUGAUCUCACUGCACAGUAGAAAAUCAGCACAAACACACCAUGAAGAAAUAAAAUGCAAGAUUCUAUUGAGUCGGCCAGUUAACCACCA
Octopus bimaculoides (California two-spot octopus) is the source of this 1798-nucleotide messenger RNA. RefSeq names its product cytoplasmic dynein 2 light intermediate chain 1. Gene Ontology annotation, molecular function: dynein heavy chain binding. The record is from RefSeq and is a predicted model, not a curated record. NCBI's taxonomy places the organism in Eukaryota, Metazoa, Mollusca, Cephalopoda, Octopoda, Octopodidae. Gene Ontology annotation, biological process: intraciliary transport involved in cilium assembly; intraciliary retrograde transport. Gene Ontology annotation, cellular component: axoneme; ciliary basal body; cytoplasmic dynein complex.